Molecule: messenger RNA, 3030 nt
Organism: Dictyostelium discoideum AX4
Lineage: Eukaryota; Evosea; Eumycetozoa; Dictyosteliales; Dictyosteliaceae
Product: beta-ketoacyl synthase family protein
Exons: 1
Coding region: 1-3030 (1009 amino acids)
Source: RefSeq, a predicted model, not a curated record
AUGGAAAAUCAAAGAAUUUAUAAUAUUAAUUUAGAUUUACUAAAAGAUAAUACAUUAAAUGGGAAAAAUAAUUAUUAUCCAUCAACUUAUUUAAUUGAAGAAUUAAUAAAGAUAUUUCAAAAUACUGAUUUAAUAAUACCAAUCUUUGAAUUUAAACCACCAUUUAUAAUAGAUAAUGAAUUGGAAAAAUUUUAUUUGCAAACAGAAAUCAUUGAAAUUAAUUCAAAAGAAUAUGAAAUAAAAUUCAAUUUUAAAGAUAAUAAAACAAACCAAUGGAAUCAAUUUUCAAAAGGAAAUUUCUUACUAUCAACUAAUAAUAAUUAUAAUUUUAAUGAAAAAGAAGUAGAUUAUAUUGAAAAUUUGAAAUCUAAAAUUUGUAAUUUUACAAAAGUUUCAAAAGAUGAAUUUAUAAAUUUUAUAGAUGAAAAAACUGGAUUAAAAUAUAAUGGAAUUUUUAAUAACAAUAUUAAAGAUUGUUUAAUUGGUGAUAAUUGUUCUUUACUAGUUGUAUCAUUGGAAGGAUGUCAAAACCAAAAUUUAUUUUUUAAUAAACCUUUAUUUAAUAUAUUUUUAAGUGGUAUGUUAAUAUUGGUUGAUAGAAAAUGUAAAUUGAAUUUUAAUAAAAUUGAAGGACUUAAAUAUUAUUCACCAAACAAUCUACCAAAAGAUAAGGAUCAAUUAAUUUCAGAAAUUUAUAUUUAUUCAAAAUUAAUUUCAUCAAAAACAAUUUCCUCAAAUUCAUAUUCAGCAUCUGUAAAAGUUUUAUUACCAGAUGGAACUUUAUUAUUUGAUAUUGAUAGAGUUGAAUAUAAAUCAUUAACAUCUAUUAAACCAAUAUCAAUUGAACCACCAAAUGAUCAUAUGUAUUCAGUUUAUCAACAACCAUUGAAUUCAUUAAUUAAAUCACCAUUAAAAUUUAAAUCAAAAUAUCAAAAUAAAAUCAAUGAUUUAAAUCAUUUUCUAAAUUACCAAGAUGGUUCAACAUCAAAUUACAAUGAUUUCAUUACAAUUCAAAAUCAAAUUAUUUCAAAUAUUGUAAAAGAAGUAAUAAAACCAAUUUUAAAUGAAAAAAUAUUAUUUAGAAUAUUAGAUUUUCAAGGAGAAAUAAAUUCAACAACAAUUAUUUUAGAAAAGAUAAAUUCAUUAUUUGGAAAAUUUCCAAAUUUCCAAAUUGAUAUUGAAUAUACAAUAAACAAUAAAAAUCCACCAAAAAACAGUAUACCAAUUAAAUUUGAUAAAAUUUUUAAAGAAAAUAAUUUAAAUAAUAUAUGUAUAGUUAUAAAAGAUUUUAAUUUAGUUAAAGAUCAAUUUAAAAAUGGAGAAAAUAACAUUGAAUCAUAUUAUGAUUUUAUAAUAAUAUCAAAUUUAAAUUUAAAUGAAAAUAAUUUAAAAUCAUUACUAUUACAAAUAAAUCAAUUAUUAACUCCAAAUGGUCAUUUAUUAUUAAUGGAAUUUAAAUCAAAAAUUUCAUUUAACAAAAAUAAUUUAGAAAAAUUAUUAAUUGAAUGUAAUUAUUGUAAUGAUUUUGUAAUUUUUUUAGAUGAUUCAACACCAUUAUUGUUAAUUCAUACACAAAAACAAAAUAUACAAUUAUUUAAAAAUAUUUCAAUCUCUAAUGAUUCAGAACAAAUAUUAAAUAAUUUAUUAUUUGAAAAUAUAAUAAUAUUUGGUAAUAAUAAUAAUAUUGACUUUAAAUUGAUUUAUAAAAAUAAUGAAAAUUAUAAAUCAAUUUAUCAAAUUUCAAAAAUUAAUGAAAUAAAUGAAAAAUUAAUAACCGAUAAAUCAAUAAUUUAUUUUAUAAAAACAAUUGAUAAACUUUUAAUUGAAAAUUUUAAUGAAAUAACUUUUGAAUAUAUUCAAAUUAAUCAAAUGAUAAUGAAAUUAAAUAGUAAAUGUAAACAUGUUUUAUUAGCAAAAGAUAUAAAAGGUGAAAAUUAUUUAUCAUCAUCAGUAAUAGGUGUUUCAAGAUACUUUGAUCAAAUUCCUCAAUUAGAAUUAUUUACAAUAGAUUUUGACAAUAAUUCAAUUGAUUCAAUUUAUAAUGUUAUUAACGAAUUAAUUAAUUCUAAAAUUAAUUGGUGGCAAAAAGAAUUUACAAUUAAAAAUAAUGAAAUUUAUUUUGAAAUAUUUAAAAAGGAAUCAAAAUUUAUAAAUAAUAUAUUUAAAUCAAAUUCAUAUGAAAAAAAUCAUAAUGAAAUGAUUACAAAAAAAAAUUAUAAAAUUGUAGAAAAAUAUUUAGGUAAUUCAAUUUUAAUUACAGGUCAAUCAGGUUUUGUUUUAGAGAUUUAUAAAUGGAUAAUUAAUUAUUCUGAAAGUGUUAAAAAUAUUAUUAUACUUUCAAAAUCAAAAUUAAAAUGGGAAUUAGAAUUAUUAAUUAAAAAAAAUAAACAUAUUAAUUUCAUUUUUAAAAGUAUUGACGUUGGUAAUACAAAUGCAAUGGAAGAAACAAUAAAUAUAAUUUUAAAAGAAAAUUCAAAUAUAAUUAAUAUUGAUUCAAUAUUUCAUUUCGCCGUUGAAUAUUGUACAACACCAGAUCCUUUAGAAAUUACAAUUAAAAAUUUGGAGAUUUCAAAUUGUGCUAAAACAAUGGGUGCAAUUAAUUUACAUAAUCAAUCAGUUAAAAGAAAUUGGAAAUUAAUUAAUUUCAUAAUGGCAUCAUCGGUUGCAUCUUUAUUUGGUGUAAAUAGUCAAUGUAGUUAUUCAAGUUCAUGUUAUGUAAUAGAUUCAUUGUCAGCAUAUAGAAAAUCAAUUGGAUUACCAUCGAUUUGUACAAAUUAUGGUGUUUUAGGUGAAGCAGGACUAUGUUCAAGAGUUCAAAUGAUACAAGAUUUUACAUUAAAAUUGGGUUAUGAACCAUUACCUGCCAAUAUGGUAUUAGGUGCAUUAGAUUUACAAAUUCAAAACCAAAAUAUAGUCCCACUAGAUUUUAUACUCUCUAAACUUAAUUUUAACUUAUUUAAAAACAGUAAUCAAAGAUUACUUAAAAAAUUUGAUUUUUUAUUUAAUUCAGUAAAUAUAAAAAAAGAAUAA